This is a messenger RNA of Spirodela intermedia, 2400 nucleotides long. The record is from the annotation of a GenBank genome assembly. Lineage: Eukaryota; Viridiplantae; Streptophyta; Magnoliopsida; Alismatales; Araceae.
AUGCCCUCCCAAGCUCAGCCCCGCCGACUCGACCAGCUCAGCUUCUACCUGCGACGCCGACCCGCCGCCGCCGCCGCCGCCGCCGCCCACGGGAUCACCGUCAAGGCCGGCUUCCUCAGCUCUUCAUUCUUCCUCUGCAAUCAUCUGAUACACGCCUACGCAUCAGAGUCGGCCACCGCUGACGCCCGCAAGCUGUUCGACGAAAUUCCCCUGCUUAAUCCUGACUCAUGGUCUACGAUGAUUUCUGGGUACGCAAAGGUUGGGCAGUUGAAAGAGGCGGUGACGAUGUUGAGAGCGAUGAGAUGUACCAAUGGAGGGCGUCGCGAUGAAGAAGACGACUCCUUCUGGUGCAGAGUGGCCCAUGGGAAUGUCAUCAAAGGGUGCAGCCGUGCGAGCGAUCUGAGGACGGGGGCUCAGCUCCACUGUAGCACAGUCAAGCUCGGGUUUGAGUCUGACUCUUUCAUGGCGGCUUCUGUCAUCGACCUCUACUGGAAAUGCGGCGACCUCGAGGGCUCCAGGAAAGUGUUUGGCCUUGCUCCCCACAAAGACGCGGCGACUUGGACGACCAUGAUCUCCGCCUUUGCGAGUCAACGCCAGCAGGAUAAGUUCAAGGAAGCCGCCUUUCUGCUGUUCAGGAAGAUGAUCGCCAUUGGAGUCUGGCCCGUGGCUGUCACCUUCGGGAGCCUGGUCAAGAUCUUCGACGACCCGAGCAAGAUAAACCAAGCCAAGCAGGUCCACGGCUGCAUGCUGAAGCUCGGGGUCAACGCGGACGAUCUUCUGGGUAGCGCCCUGGUGACCAUGUAUGGCAAAUGCGGCGGCGUCGACGAGGUAGUCCGUCUCUCAGCCAGGGUCAGCCACAAGGACGUCGUCUUCUGGACUUCCCUGUUGGUGGGCUUCGUGCAGAAUGGGUUAUAUCCGGCCGCCAUUGAAGUGUUUAGAGAGAUGAUCGAGGAAGAGGCAAUGCUCGAUGGUUCCGCCAUCGUCGGCGUUCUUGGAGCUUUUUCCGCUCAGAAACAGCUGCGUUUUGGGGAAGAAGCUCAUGGGUAUGCUCUGAGAAGCAACCUGAUAUCGGAUUCCUGUGUAGUGAACGCCCUGAUUAAUCUAUACGGGAAGUGUGGCCAAGUCAGGAAGGCGGAGGCGGUGUUCCAAGCAAUGGAGCAGAAGAGAGACGACCCCGUCUGCUGGACGACCCUAUUGACCUGCUACGGUCAGAACGGCCUCCCAGAAGAAACCAUGUUCCUGUUUCGGCAGAUGAUGCAGAAAGGUGUGGCCUUGCAUGCGUUCAGCGCCACCGGCGCCCUCAGAGCCUGCUCUGCCAUGGCGGCCGUCACCACGGGGGAACAACUCCACUCCCUCAUAACCAAGGCGGGGAUUUCAGAGGCUCUCUCCGUGAGAAACUCCCUGAUUUCCAUGUACGGCAAGUGCGGCGAUUCAGCUGCUGCUCUGGAGAUCUUCAACUCCAUGGCUCUGAGGGACGCGAUAACUUGGAACUCGAUCAUCGACUGCUGUUCCCAUCAUGGGUUCGGCCCGGAAGCUAUCAUCUUGUUCUACCAGAUGCAGAGGGAAGGGACCCGGCCGGAUGACUUCACCUUCCUCGGAGUUCUCGCCUCUUGCAGCCAUGCCGGUCUGGUGACCGAAGGCCGUGAGUUCUUCAAGAUGAUGAGCACAGUCUACGGGUUGGAGCCAAAAAUGGAGCACUACGCCUGCAUGGUUGACCUCUUCGGCCGGGCAGGAAGAUUCGAUGAAGCAGUGGAGUUCGUCAACACCGUGCCCUGCGGCUCCAGCAGCCUGAUCUGGGAAUCCUUGCUCGGUUCUUGCUCACUGUACAGGGAGAUCAAGCUGGGGAGCAUGGCUAUGGAGAAGAUCCUGCAGACGAAGCCAGAAGAUCCAUCUGGGUACAUAAUAUUAUCGAAUAUCAGCGCCUCCAUGGGCGAGUGGGAGAUAAAGGCCGAUGCUUUGAGCAGGAUGAGACGGCGAGGGCUUCAGAAGGAUCCAUCCAGGAGCUGGGUCGAAGUCAAAGGCCUGCUCCACGUGUUCUCCCCAGACGACAAGUCCCACCCGGAGCUGCACCUGAUCUACUGGAAGCUGGAGGAGCUGAAAGUCAAAAUGGAGGAGGGGGGUUACGUCCCAGAGACCCACCUCGUCCUCCACGACACCAACCCGCAGGAGAAGGAUCUCUCUCUCCUCCGCCACAGCGAGAAGCUGGCCUUGGCCUUCGCGCUGAUCGCCACUCCGAGCAGCAGACCCAUCAGAAUCAUGCAGAACCUGCGCUGCUGCAAGGACUGCCAUACUGCGAUGAAGCUCAUCUCUAGGAUCGAGGGCCGGUGCAUCAUACUACGAGACUCAAAGAGGUUUCAUAUCUUCCGCGAUGGAGUCUGCUCUUGCAGCGAUUAUUGGUAG